AUGAUACCCGGUGAAGGAAAGGUAUUCCCACACCCAACAGAACCAUACGCUCUAGUUACAGGAAUGAAUCUUCAAUUGAUUGACUUGCGUUGCCCAGGACGUGUCGCUUCAAUCCCAAUGCAAGGCGGAAUCGGAGCUCUCAGCUGGAUGCCUAAUGAUAAAUCAGGUAUUAUUAUUGGUUACCAGAAUGGAUCUAUAGAUUUAUUCUCAUUAGCUGAUCAAAAAGCGAUAGUUACACAACAAAUCUCAUAUUGCCCAAUUUCGGCAGUAGAGUUCUGCCGCUCGAAACCAGGAACAGCUCUAAUUGCAAGUGAUACUGAUAUUGUCUUUGCAAAUUUGAGAUCUUGGGGUUAUGGUAGAUUAACCGUUACUAGAACACAUCAAGGCCAUAUUGGAUACAUCCAAGAUGCACACUGGUAUGAUGGCGAUGAAUUAAAGGUCAUUUCUUGCGAUAACAGAAGAAUUAUCAACGUAUUCCAAAUGCCUGAUUCUUAUUUACCAGUUUACCAAGAGUAA
Trichomonas vaginalis G3 is the source of this 516-nucleotide messenger RNA. Its product is annotated as WD40 repeat-like family. Lineage: Eukaryota; Parabasalia; Trichomonadida; Trichomonadidae. Bases 1 to 516 code for a protein of 171 amino acids. The transcript has a single exon. Gene Ontology annotation, molecular function: protein binding. The record is from RefSeq and is a predicted model, not a curated record.